This is a messenger RNA of Cuscuta epithymum, 1246 nucleotides long. Lineage: Eukaryota; Viridiplantae; Streptophyta; Magnoliopsida; Solanales; Convolvulaceae. The record is from the annotation of a GenBank genome assembly.
CCAAUGUAGAGAUUAGGAUUUUUUCAAAUUCUUUGAGUAGAAAGUGGGAAAGCGAAUCCACUCCAUUCGUCAAAGAGGUUUGAAUAAAAUCCUUAAGAGAGAGUCAAUUUCAAAUACUUGCUCAGAACUGUUAUUAUCCAAGGAAUGCAGAUUGUCAACAUCAAAUUGGAGCAAUACUUGUGAAAUGGGAGAUCCUCCUGGCAGACGUCCCUAUUCAGCAUGCAGGGCAAAAUAUCUCAUUCAGAAGUAUUGGGGUCAUAAACCACUUGUUAUGCUUCCCCCGGUAAUAUGUGAGAAGCUGCGUGGAAUAGAGUCAAAAGGAACGAUUAUGUUAGAGAGCCAAAAGGGAAGAUGGGUCGUACAAAUAGCAAAAUGCGAAGAAGGAAAUCUAUGGUUGACAGAAGGAUGGAACAAGUUUGUGCGUCAACACGAAUUGGAGGUCGGAGAUUUUGUGGUGUUCAAACGUAUGGGUAGGAGCAUGCAAUUUAAGGUCACUCUGUUUGAUCGUUCUUGCUGCGAGAAAGAUCAUUGCCCUAGCGGCGGCGGCGGCGGCACGCUAGAAACUAAUAACGAUAGUGUAUCUAAGGUGGAAGUUAACGAAGAAGAUGCACAUGUCCAAAGACACACUAAUCAUAUGAAAAGCUCCAUGAAGGGUAAAAUGAAUGAUGUUGGAAUUGAUGGAGCACAUAGCAUGGUCCUCAUGGAUGUCGGCAGAAAAAGAGGGCGUCCUAAGGCGGGAAGCAUAGUUUUGCAGAGCCAAAAACAACAUAUGUCACCAAUGAGGUCAUACAAUGUCCGUAAACAAGGGCCGUAUUUGAAUAUACCUCGAGAGUUUUGCGUAGCAAACGGAUAUUGUCAAAACACAAGAGUAACCCUGAAAGGUCCUAUUGGGGACUGCAAAGUUACUCUCUUGGUAAACAAAUGUGCCUUCUUUAGUCAGGGUUGGCGUGAGUUUGUAGAGAUCAAUAGAGUGGAAGAAGGAGAUAUUUGCAUCAUCAGGCCCCGUGACACUACGAGUAGUAAAGGUGGCAGGGUAUUUGAUAUCGAGGUCCUUCGGGUGGGGACCAGCUAGGCUUGUUUAUAUUUAUGACCAGACCCCACCAAUUCUAAUAAUCACAUUUGUGUUCCAUAUGUUCUCUUCGAUCACUUGCAUUACUAGUGAAAUUCAUUUUGUCGAAUAAUAUUCUUUAUUUGGACGGAUAGUAAGUUGGUUGCAUGUAUCACAUUGCACCUUAUAACAUUAUAA